Messenger RNA from Sabethes cyaneus, 2387 nucleotides. RefSeq names its product nose resistant to fluoxetine protein 6-like. Bases 165 to 2255 code for a protein of 696 amino acids. NCBI's taxonomy places the organism in Eukaryota, Metazoa, Arthropoda, Insecta, Diptera, Culicidae. The record is from RefSeq and is a predicted model, not a curated record. The transcript is spliced from 12 exons. Gene Ontology annotation, molecular function: acyltransferase activity, transferring groups other than amino-acyl groups.
GAAGAAAUUAUCUAGUCGGGAAAAGCAGCAGCAGCAGCACAAUAUUACGUGGUGGGCGAGCUUUUCGGCUAGGACCUGGAACACAGUUCCCGCAGUUACAGAAAUAGUGCAAAAAUUAGGUGCCAAACUUAUUGUUCAACAUAGGCUGUUUGCUGUGUGUGAAGAUGAAUGCCAAUCGAAAUUGUUUGAUUUUUUCUUCGCUGGUGGUCUUCCUAGCGGGCUGCACAGUGCGGGGAGAAUCGUUCAUUGACUUAAACCAGUACCACCGGAUGCCGAAACUUUACGCAUACGAUGACUACGAUCAAUGCGUGGAUGCAUACAACACUCCAGACCCGGUAUACUGUGUGGCUCGUUCGGUUAUCAAACCGGAUAAUCAAUCCGAGCUUUGGAAAUUUAUUCAGGACUUUACCAGCGACACCUACAGACACUUUCGACACGAUCAUUUGGACAGAGGUUUAUGCGUCGAUCAGUGUCGCCGCUUAGUAGCCAGCCUCGACAAUGAAACCCUCCAGCAAUUGUACGUUGAGAAGUUUGAUAUUGAUUUCCCGUAUAUUCUUCAAUCACAAGCGUUUGAAAACGUAAUCCACGAUCAAAGCAAGUACGGUAGACUGAUCAAUAUUUGCGAAAACUACAUCCUGAAAAAGGUUUACAAUCUAACGGCAUACACGGAAAUUGAGUAUUGCGCCCGUUCCGAACGAAAAACCAACAUCGAUUUGCUGGAUAUGAGCUUUAUAGCCAUUUCGGUGCUGCUGAUUUUUCUGGUUUGCGCAUCCAGUUGGUUUGACUAUCGCAUGAACAAAAGCAAGGAAAAUGAACACUAUACUCAGGAAAUACCCAGCAGAUCAACAAUGCUUCUCGUCUCUUUCUCAAUAAAAAGGAACUGGUAUCGGCUGAUAAGCCGAUCCAAGGAUCAACUGAAUGAAGAUUUGCGGUUCUUCCAGACAUUUCGAUUCUUUACGUUUUUCCUCGUUGUAGUUGGACACUGUGUCAACAAAUUCACCGUAACACCAAUCAGUAACCCGUAUGACCUCGAGCGAGAGUAUUACGAUCCCCUUUCGAUGGCAAUGAUCAACGGAUCGCAGAUCGUACAGACGUUUUUCGAGAUGAGUGGAUUUCUGUUGAGUAUCCACUUUUUCACGAACUGCUCCCGAAUGAAAACGGUUCCGUGGACGGUGGUUUUGGGAGUGGUUUUCUACCGUUUCGUGAGACUGACUCCUGCAUAUGCGUACGUUAUUUUGCUCCAUGCUACGUGGUUUCCGAAGCUACAGGACGGUCCACUGUGGAAACGUGGAACAGAGGCGGAGAAAUAUUUCUGCAGAAAGAAUUGGUGGACUAACCUGCUCUAUGUUAACAACUAUGUUAACUCUGAUGAACCGUGUUUACAACAAGCGUGGUAUCUAGCCUGUGACUAUCAACUGUUUACACUGGGAUUGAUCAUGGUAGUUGCUAUCACCAAAUACCCCAAGCAGAGGACCGCAAUAAUUUCAACCGCGAUAAGCUUGACGUACAUUGUUCCAGCUCUCGUGAUAUAUUUCGGUGAUUUCGACGGAGCCUUCAUCAAUCGAUUACAAGAUCAACGAUUUCUGUACUGGUUCGAUAGAAUGUAUCAAUUAGUGUACAUCCCGUUUCAUACCAAUAUGGGCUGCUAUUUCGGGGGAGUCAUUUUGGGUAUUAUCUACUACAAACAACGAAAGCUCAGGCACAGCGGAAACAAAUCUUGGUACAUGAAAUUACUUUGGUAUGGCACCGCACCGGUCGGAGUGCUUUGCCUGAUGAGCAAUUCAAUCUUUUACUUGUAUAACUUCGAGAAGCCCUCGAUUUGGAUGGCCAUCUACUAUCCGAUAAUGAAAAACAUGUGGGUCUUUCUCGGAGCCAUGAUGCUGUAUGGAAUAAUUUACGAGUAUAGCAAGGUGAUUAAAGGUUUCCUGAACUUCUCAAUUUUUGUACCACUUGGAAGACUCACCUAUUGUGCGUACGUGUGUCACGUAUUUAUGAUGAAAAAUGUCUUCUUCGGCACCAGAGAAGUGGGAUAUUACAGCAAGAUGGCCCUGUUUUCCAAAGUAAUAACCAUUGUGGUGACAGCGUAUUUUCUGGGCCUUAUACUGGCCCUUACUUUGGAGCUUCCAGCCACCGCAAUUCAGAAACACUUGUACGCGAACAAGAUUCAAGAGGCAACUAGAGCUCCAGAUCCAGAACCGGUUGAACAUCGGAAGAGGGAUGAGAGUAUAGAGCAAAAUGGACAUUUGUCACCUUAAGCUUUAUUCAACUAAACAAAGAUUGAAUUAAAAGACUGUAUAACUAGGUAUAAGCAGAACUCAAAUAAUAACUUUUUAAUAAGAAUCAUAAAUAAUUACUGCUUCUAUAUCACAUACAAUAGAUGAAUGAAU